Molecule: messenger RNA, 1479 nt
Organism: Onychostoma macrolepis
Lineage: Eukaryota; Metazoa; Chordata; Actinopteri; Cypriniformes; Cyprinidae
Exons: 7
Coding region: 17-745 (242 amino acids)
Source: RefSeq, a predicted model, not a curated record
CUCAAUCGUUGCUCCCAUGCAUCUCAGAAAGUCUCUAAUCUAUGACAGCAUGAACCAGCUUUAUAUCCUUUUAUUGGCCCUUUGGUCAGCUUUCAAUUCGUUUGAUGCGUGGGACCCAGAUGAACAUACAACAGCAGAUCCAUGGCAGAGAUCCAUGAGCGAGAGUCAUCAACCACUUACAACAGUUGAAGAGACAGAAUAUGAAAAGUUUUGGAAAGAUUUUGAGUAUGAAUAUGAGCUCGAGUCUGACAGUAUGAUCCCCACUGCUCCGGAUGUCCCAGAGCCCAACAUCACAGUGUACCGACAGAUGGAGGACAGAGAGCAUGUGUUCGUGCUGUGCAAGUUUGCCGAAAUGUUUGGAAUGACACACAGAAGGCAGUCUUUUCAGCUGUCUGUGGAAAGUGAACUGAACUACACCAUAGAACCACUGGAAUUCUUUCCUUUUUAUUAUUCCGAUUUGCAUGUGUAUAUGGUCACUGUGAGUCCACCUGCUUCCUUCACCUGUGUGCAUGAGAUUGGUUUUGAUCUAGAUGUCAGGAACCUGAGCAGCCAGACCUACAAUUACAGUGGGUCAGUCUCGGAUCAUCAUGAGGAAGGAGCAUCUUCAUUAUACAUCUGCUUUUCCUCCUUCAUUGCUGUUGGUCUCUCCAUCAUGACUGCAGCAGUGAUCGUGACCAACAUCAGGAGCAAAACUAAAGACACCAACUCCGAUGCAGUUACCGACAAUGACUACGUGGAAGCAUAAAAAAAUCACUUUCAGAAGAGAACAGAACAGACUGAAGAAAAAAUAUAUAUUAAAAAAAAAUAUAAAAAUGUAAAAUAUACACUGUCAUUCCAAACCUCAGAGUAUCACAAAUAGAGGCAUUUAUGCUGUCCAGAUAUGGUGUCCAAAUACGGUUAAAAGUAUCAGUUGUAGAGUGAAUAAAACAUGUUAGAAGUUGUACUUCUACUUCUAACUGUGGAGUGCGGUUAUAGCUUCCUCUCUCGAGAUGGGCGCGUUUAGAAGUUCUCUCUGUUCAUCUGAAAUUACUUGGGAGCGUUGGGCAAUCAAAGAAUGACACCAUAGAAUCAUGUUUUUGGGAAGAGUAGUAUGACUUAUAGAGAACAGAGUAAAAUUGUUUAAAAGUAUUAUUAAUAAUAGAAGAAUCAAAAGAACGCACUCCCUUGGGGUCUACUAUAGAAGUAAUAAAUUGUGAAUCAGAUUUAGACUUUGACAAAUGAGCUAAAUAUUUACUAGGUUUAUUACCCCAUUCGUACAGCUUUUGCUUUGAAUAUAAUACAUUUGAAUGAGACUGAUGGGUUAGCAAUGAAUUUAAAGAAGCUCGUAGAGCACUUAUUUUUUCUACAGAAGCUGGAGAGGGAUCAUUCAAGUACCUGCUAGUGGCAAUAUUUAACCCUGACUCUACAGAUGCAUCUCAAUAAAUCAGAAUUUCGUGGAAAAGUUCAUUUAUUUCAGUAUUCAAUGCACACAGACUGAAG